Messenger RNA from Leopardus geoffroyi (Geoffroy's cat), 1330 nucleotides. RefSeq names its product craniofacial development protein 1 (gene CFDP1). NCBI's taxonomy places the organism in Eukaryota, Metazoa, Chordata, Mammalia, Carnivora, Felidae. The transcript has 8 exons. The record is from RefSeq and is a predicted model, not a curated record. The coding region runs from base 227 to 1111 and encodes 294 amino acids.
CCCAGCCGCCGGCUCCCCCACCGCAGCUCUAUGGUCUCUCCCUAGAGCUUUGCCGUUGGGGGCAGCUGCUGCGGUCCUGUGGCUUCGUCCGCCCGGUGCAGCAGCAACAUGGAGGAAUUCGAUUCUGAAGACUUCUCCACCUCAGAGGAGGACGAAGACUACGUGCCGUCGGGGAGCCCUUUUCAUGAUGAGUCAUAUCAAGGGAUAUAAUCUGGACCCUGAAUAGAUGCCCAUUGCUACCAGAGUGACAUUGUUUCUGUGCCAUUUCAGUGAACAGAGUGGAGAGUAUAGUGAAGAUGAUGUAAAUGAAUUAGUGAAGGAAGAUGAAGUGGAUGGUGAAGAGCAGACACAGAAAACCAAAGGGAAAAAAAGAAAGGCUCAGAGCAUUCCAUCCAGGAAGAGGAAACAAGGUGGCCUCUCAUUAGAAGAGGACGAGGAGGACGCCAACCAGGACUCCGAGGGAAGUAGCAGUGAGGACGGAGAUGCAGCUGCGGAGCAGGAAAAGGACAUUGGCUCAGAUGACGCGAGGAGGAAGAAGGAGGAUGAGCUCUGGGCCAGCUUCCUCAACGAUGUAGGACCAAAGCCAAAAGUGCCCCCAAAUACACAAGUUAAAAGUGGAGGGAAGACUGAAGGGACGGGUUCAAGUAAAUUGUUGGUCAGAGCAGAAGAGCUGGAGAAACCUAAAGAAACUGAAAAAGUUAAAAUCACCAAGGUGUUUGAUUUUGCUGGUGAAGAAGUCAGGGUGACUAAGGAAGUGGAUGCAACAUCUAAAGAAGCCAAAUCUUUCUUCAAGCAAAACGAGAAAGAAAAGCCACAGGCGGCUGGCCCCGCAGCUGUGCCGCCACUCCCUGCGGGUUCUGGGUUAAAAAGAUCAAGUGGCAUGACCAGCCUUUUGGGGAAAAUUGGAGCUAAGAAGCAGAAGAUGAGCACCCUAGAGAAGUCCAAGUUGGACUGGGAGAGCUUCAAGGAGGAGGAGGGCAUUGGUGAAGAACUAGCCAUCCAUAAUCGAGGGAAGGAAGGGUACAUCGAACGGAAGGCUUUUCUAGACCGAGUGGACCACAGGCAGUUUGAAAUUGAGCGAGAUCUCAGGCUGAGCAAAAUGAAACCCUGAUGUUAUAGGGGGAAAUCAGUAGCAGCUUAAUCCUGUUUACAAUGUGAGCUUCUUGUGCGUCUGUGAAAUGUUUCCGGUGUUUCUCAUCACCUGUUUCCCAGCAAGGUCUUUUUUCUACGUUGAACUUUCUGUCUUUGUAUCUUGACCUCACAUGGUUUCACUCAUUUUACUUUUAAAAGUUUGUCCUUACAAAAAUAAAAAUGAAAGUUGGUCCUACAA